Clunio marinus is the source of this 6222-nucleotide messenger RNA. Lineage: Eukaryota; Metazoa; Arthropoda; Insecta; Diptera; Chironomidae. The record is from the annotation of a GenBank genome assembly.
UCAGUUGUUUCUAUUAGUUGGUCAGAAUUCGUGCAGUUGAUUCGUGUGUGUUCUUGUUUUAUCAAGACAUUUAUUCAAGUAAAGCAGAAUUUUGUUUUUAAAAAAGAAUUCAAAGCGAUGAAAAUUAAUUUUGAAAGUUCUAAUAAAAGUGCUCAAGACUAAAAUAAAAGAAAAUAUUUCAAAACAAAACUCGCACAGAAAAAUAAUGCGAAAUAUUUUUUUAGAAAAGAAUUCGAUGUCUUCUCUUUCAUUGUUCCAGACAUGUUUUUAAUUUGCAAUUAAACUCACACACACGAGUGAGUUGAAGAACUCUUUUUUAAUGAUCGCAGACGAAAGAACAAGAUUGAGCAAAUAAAUAAUGACGAGCUUAGGAAUAAAACAUUCCUGUACAUAGCAGAUAUCUUCACAGCAAGUAAGAAGAAAAGAAAAAUAACAUUUUAAAAAAGCUAAGCUGCAAAAAAAUAAAGAAUGAAGACGAAAACGUAAAUUAUCAAUCAUCUGAAUCAGUGGUUGUGAAAAAUUUUAUGGAAAAAUCUCGUUGUGUAAAUAACACAUAAAAAUAAAAAGAAAAGAUGAAUGAAUUGUUUGAUAUCACAAGGACUGUUGAAAACAAAUUUGCAAACUCAUAAAUUGUGUCGAAAAGGAAAAAGAGAAUAUUUCAGAAAAUAACAAAUUAAAAUGAAUAGCCUUUGACAUCAUCUCUCAAGCGGAAAAAAAUGUAAUUAUCAAAGAGGGAAAGAUAGAAAAGAGAAACAACUUUCGAAGGACGAUGAAAAAUGUGAUUCCAUUCCGGCGUGGAGGACGAAAAGCAUGCUUAAUAUUUCGAAAGAAAAGUCGCGAAUAAUCAACACGAUACGAAGACGAACGUGAAAUAAUAAAAAAAAAAGAAGAAAAGUGUUUUGACUUAGACAUUUGUAGCAAAAUUUCAAAAGGAAAAUAACAAUAAUAUUUAAUAAAUAAAUCAUGUUGUGUCUACAAAAUAGAAAAAAAAGAAAUAGAAAGUAAAAUUUUAUCUUGUGACAUUAACCAGUGAAAGGUUUUCAGUUUAUGGAAGAAAAAGAAAAUUACAGUGGUUGUGAGAAGAAAAUUGUUUUAAUUAACUUUAAGAAGGUUGAAUAAUUGAAGAAAAUUAUAAUUAAAUAGCCGUCCUAAAUAUAAAUAUUUCGAGAGACUUAAAGCAUCAUCAUUUCGUAUUUAAAAUAUUCAGAAUUCUAUUGAGCACUUGAAGAACAAAAUAACGAGAUAAAAUAAACGAGUGAGAUUAGAAUUUACAUUUAAUGAUGAACAUUUGCUGUAGAUUCGAAACAGAAAGAUUUUAACAAUCAAACAUAAUAAUGUUCUGAACAAUAAAUAGAUAAUUGUUGUCAAAGUAACAUAAAAGAGAGUGAAAAUAAAAUAAAAUAAAAUAAAAUGGUUGUCAGUCCCGUUUAUUCCAUGAUGCCCGAAGUGAAAUUGAAAUCAAUUGAAUGCCAACACAAAUGACGAAAUAAUGUCUGUGGGUGGAUGAUGUAAAAAUCAGUGAAUGGGAAAAUAAAAUAAAGAAAAGAGAAAAAUAAAUAGAUAAUAAAUGUGUAAAAAUAUAUCUGAAAUAUAUUUUUUUAUGAAUUCGUUUACCAUGCGUAACACAAGAAUAAAAUCAAAAGCAUAAAGAAACAUAAUUCAAGAGAAGAUAUUUCAUUUUAACAAAAUAUUGUGCAAUUUAUUUGCAAUAUUUUCGGAUACAGAGAGAAAUUUCAUGGAUUUAAUUUACAAAGUGAGAGGAAUUUCGACAUCAAACAAAUGAAUAAGGUUCAAGCCGGCUUGCGACUACCGCUGACUGGACUGGCGCCACCAAGGCUACUUAUGUGCAGUGCAUCGAUGGGAGCAGAAGGUUCUGUGACAUUGCAACUUAGAGAAGCAGUACAAGCUCCCGUUUCGGAAUCUGGCACCACAAUAAAUAAUGUAACAAUCGGUUAUCCUGAUCCAGACGUUUUGGCCGAUAUGCUUGGUAUAUUUCAGGCUGGUGGAACUGAUGCAACAUUUGAUAUUGUCGAGAACGGUAAUCGACCGCAGAGCAUAGCGAAUGCGUUCUUCAAAGCAAACGGUUUAACUACCACAACAAUUAAUAAAACUGAAACAGUUGCUAAAGUAAUCGAGACUGUAGCAUCAUCAAGCGUGUCUCAUCAUACUCAAAAGAUUUCGCCGUCGUCAUCGACAGCAGCUUCAAUCGUAGUUUCAACACAACAGCCGCUUACUAUGACAACUUUGGCUACCACAGUUACUCCAUCAACCAAUUCCAAUUUACAUCAUGCUGCUGUUUCAUCAACGCCGGCUAAAAAACAAAGACCAAAAACAGCGUCACCAACGCGACAUGGUCCACAAGUAUGCCAGGUUUGUAGCAAAGUGUUUGGCAAUGCAUCGGCACUGGCAAAACACAAAUUAACCCACAGUGAUGAACGAAAAUAUGUUUGCGGUAUGUGCUCGAAAGCAUUCAAACGACAGGAUCAUUUAAAUGGUCACAUGUUGACACAUCGGAAUAAGAAACCGUAUGAGUGCAAGGCUGAAGGAUGUGGGAAAUCUUAUUGUGACGCUCGCUCCCUGAGACGUCACACCGAGAACCAUCAUAGUACGCUGGUUUUGACAACGUCUACAGCAUCAUCACAAAAUCAAUCUAACAGUAUGUCGUCUAAUAACACAAGCAGUGGCACAUCAACAAUUACCAAUCCCAGUUUAUCACCAGCAACAGCAAGCGGCGAUGCCAGUUCGCCACAUGGCGCCACUUGCAUACAAUAUCAGAUAAAUGGUGAUGGCAACACAAUAACUGCAAUCAAUUCUAAAUCUCCAUCGCCUAGUUCCCCUACGGGAACGAAUAAUGAAGGUUUAACACGUCAGCAGUUGGAUUUGAUUAGUCAAAUCAUGCAGCAAACGAAGCAAGCAAAUGGACAGAAAACAACCGUGCAACGACCGAGAACUUGGAAUAUGCAGACUCAGCUUCAGAAUGUAUCAAAGACAUCGUCGAGUCAUGAAAAUGUAAAGACAACUCAAGCAGCAUCACCAAAUAGUCAACAGAAUGGACAAAAAGCUGAACAGAAGCCAGUUGAGUGCAAUUUAUGCCAUCGAAAGUUUAAAAAUAUUCCAGCACUUAACGGGCACAUGCGACUUCAUGGUGGAUACUUCAAAAAAGACACAGACACAAAAAAAUCUGAUAAGAAAGAAUCGUCGGGGCCGCCUCUUCAAACAGCAAGCGUGGGUGUUCGAGCGCUUAUCGAAGAAAAAAUCAUCAACAAAAGAAGCAAAGACUUAAAGGGAGCGUUUGUCGUCCCAGCUGCUCCACUAUCCGCAACUCGGCGUCUCGCCGAAGCUGAAGCCUUUCUUAAUGCAAAGAAUGUAAACACACUAUCAAACACUAAUAACAACACGAUAAAAAUUGUGGCAUCUGGUAUAACAUCGACGUCUCUUAAUGGGCUAGCGAAACAGGCAAUUGUGCAACAAGUAGCACAGCAAACUUCUCCCUCGAGUCUCGUUCCAAAAGCACAGAUUUCACCGCUAUCAAGUGACAAAGAUGCUACAUUGAUUGAACUUCUUAAGCGUGGCACAAAAGUUGCUGUAAAAAGAACUUGCUCUGAUCCCGGUCAACAAACAUCAGCGGCACGAGUUAUUGUGCCAACAUCAAUUUCAUCUCCUGAGACAUCCUCUGUUGACUCAACGACGUCUCUUGUUUUGUCAAAUGGAUCAUCAAGUCCCUUGUCUUUAACAAUCUCUCAAGCACCGUCAACAUCUGGAUCUUCAGAUAUUUACACUCUUGCUUACUCGGGCAACAAUUCACCAUCGUUCCUUAGUGAUCAAGAUGUUUAUAAUGUUAAUGAUACUGCAAUGCUUUUACAAGCUGUCGAUUCUAUUCAAUUACUUCAAGAUAGUUCGACAUCUGAUCAACUUGAUGACAUUGGAUCGUUGAGCGAUUACACGUCAUUAUCAGAAAAUGUAUCAUUGAAUCAGAGCUUUACACCUUCGCGUCAAUUACAAGCUGUUUUGGAUUCACCGUUGCCUGAUUCCCUGGUCGAGUUUGGCACACUCAAUUCAAAAGAUUACAUGCUUUAUGGAAGUAAUGAAUCACCAACAACAUCGGCAUCGCCUUUGCCAUCACCUUAUCCAACACCUCCAGCUAGUCAUGAAACAAUUGCGCAAGCAUCGCCAUUCUUAGACGACUCCCAUCAUUUCUCCGAUGGCAGUACAUUUUUCCAUGAAGAUAAAAAGACAAAGAAUUUCCUGUUGGACGACAACAGUGAGUUCUUCUCGAAAAGUAUAAAAGACAAUAGCAACUUAACUGAAAGCGAACGAAUACUUCAGUUGAAGAACGAACUGUUCAAUGAUAGUAAGAACGUACUGGAGGAGACAAGUAACUUUUUCCGCACCAACAAAAGCAUUUUAGACGAACAUGAUCUCUUUAAAGGCGAUAAUAGUUUUUUAAAUAACGAUUCGAAAACAUUCAUCGGUGAUAACAGUGCCAAAUUACAAGAUUUUAAUCAAAAUUUAGAUUUCUUAGAUGAAGCGCAAGCAUUUAAUAUUGACGAUGAUCGUAAUACGUCGUCGCCUUUGUCAGCCGCUUUCUUUUCUGCUGCUAUGUCAACAGCUGAAGAAGUAAAAGAAGCACUUGACGAGAUUCUACCAAAUGAAGAUGAUGGUGCUGGCCCCAAUGAAAUCAGUGAUAAUAGCGAUAAGAAUAUUUUAAAUGUACAAACCCAGCAAAUCCUAACGAAGGAGAAUAUUGGUUCAGUCUUCCUGAGUCCCAACAGCAUAUCAUCGAGCGGUUCAUCACCAAAGCUCCAUUGUGCAUUAGUGUCAAAGAAGAAAAUGCAAAUUGAUGGCACAACCGUAAAAAAACACGAACAGUUCAAAUCAAAUAUGAAGAAAACAUCACAACUUCAUUAUACGCCAUCACCAAUGCUUAAUCCCGAACGUCAAGGUAAUGGAUUAUUCUCGAGAACAUCUGUAGAUAAAUUAAUUGACGUUGACGAUGAAGAAGUAAAUGUGAUUGAUUUCUUUGAAAAGCCGAGGGUCAAUAUCGGUUCAGAUUAUCAAGUGUCUUUAUCAACGGACAUUAUUUCAUUGCAAUAUGAUGAAAAUAAACCUUACGAAACGUUACUGUGGAAACCAAAUGUACUUGAGGACAAUCGUCAAUUAGAUCGCUUCAUUGAUUUGGCGAAAUCGUCAGCUGUGAUGAUGGGCUUGCAUUCAAUUGAGUCAGCUCUAAAGGUGUUGAUGGAGUCACAGGGAGAAGUUCAUGUAGCAGUUCUAAAGCUCUUACAAGCACCAGAUGUGAGUCUUGACAAACGUUGGACACAAAAUGAAAUGGAGAAAUUUUUGAAAGGUUUAGAAAGGUAUGGAAAAGAUUUUUCAAGUAUCUCUCGUGAUGUUGAGAGUAAAACAACAGCCGAUUGCGUUCAAUUAUAUUACUUCUGGAAAAAGCUAUGCAAUGAAUAUAAAUCUACACAUCUUCCCCAACACAAUCGUGAAAGCUACAAUGAAAAUAACAGUAACAAUAACACAACAAAUUGCGAAAAUAAUUUUUUUGAUUAUUCCAACAACCAUAAUAAUUCGAAUAAUUUAACGAUCCAUAACGGAAAUAUUAUUGGACAGAAUAAUCCAACCACUGUCAACCAAAACUCUGAACUACGACCUCAUGUAUGCGAAGUUCCUGACUGUUCGGCCAGUUUUUCAUCCCGCGUUGCUUUGCAUGGACACACACGCAUUCACUGUAUCGGACGAAGCAUGAACCAGUUGAAUAAUGGUAAUUUAUUAAACAAUACUAUCCAAGCGGGAACAAACUUAAAGGAUGAUUUUCCCUGCAAGGUGUGCGGCAAGUAAGACCCUAGAUAGAUGUCCUCACUAGGCACUUUGAUUGUUUACUUUAUCAUUAAUUGUCUUGUCUUCUUACUUAGUCAAAUAAUUUAAGUUUGUUUUCAUCAUUUUAUUACAUAAAUAUUUAGAUUUACUUAAUGAGUUGAAAGCAUAUUUAGAUAAACGCAAAUUAUAAUUUAUUUCUUUAUAAUCAUAAAAUUAGAAAUAAUUUAGAAUGAAUUUGUUCUUUAAUUUCGUUUGAGUCAAAUGACAUAUAAAAUUUAAGUUUUUUUAUUUUUCGUCUUGUCCGAUUUCCUGUUUAAAAAAAUUAUAUGAAAAGCGAGUAAACAAAAUUUAAUGACAUUAAAUUAUUUCACUCUUUUUUCUUAUCUCAGAGUUUUCAAU